CGGUGGCAGCCCUGCGGGCUUCAGAGACCGACAGUCUGUGUGCGGAGGGAGCCAUGUUGAUGCUCGGUUUUGUGUCAAACGCAUUAUUUUGGAUGGUUAACGGACUGCGCGUUAAAAAUAAGGAGCCCCGGCGGUGAUUCCAGCCCCGCAAUGAGAAGAGGAGCGCGGUGUGGGAUGGUAGAGGGAGCGCUAGAGGAGUGCUGCUCUUAGGUCACCGGACGUAGCUGAAAGCAAGUGAAGUUGAUGCUAGUUAGCUUCAUAGCUAGGUAGCAACAGCUGGUGCAGAGCGCUGCGUGGGAUGCGGUGUAUGGACUAAAACGAUAUAUGUUUUUUUUUCCCCCUGCUUGUGUCGUUUUGCAGAACAAACGUCAACCGGACUGUAUGAAGACUCAGCACUUGAAGCACCAAACAAAGGCGCUGCUGAAUUCGCGCUAGCUUGCUUAAGCUUCCUUUUCAAAACUAGCUGUUAGCUAACAUUAGCAUGCUGACAAUCAGCUCGGAUCUUCAGUCACGACUAACUAUUUACUCGCUGAGUGGGUUCUAGGUUACUUUCAGGCAGUCUGCCAGUCUCGGAGCACCCCUUUGUGCGACAGUAAACUCUCAAAACUGGAGUGGGGAGAUGGCAGUACAUCCAGUCUCUGCAGAAAGCAACCGGUUCGCCUGCCCAGCUUGCCAGGGAGCGCCUAGCGGGCUAGCGGCAUAACUUUCCUCUCACGGUGUCAUUCAGAAGCUGCAGAGCUCACUUCCUCCAUAGCCGACCCCUCGUACCUGAAGCAAGCUGGCGGCCAUCCGAGUAGAAGCCGAGGACAAGGAGCUGGGGCCGAUGGCCUGGGUGCUGAAGAUGGACGACGCCACCAUCGAGUCGGGGCUGGUUCACGACUUCGACGCCAGUCUGUCCGGCAUCGGGCAGGAGCUGGGCGCCGGAGCCUACAGCAUGAGUGAUGUGCUGGCUCUGCCGAUCUUUAAGCAGGAGGACUCCAGCCUCCCGCCUGAAAACGAGACCAAAAAUCCCCCAUUCCAGUAUGUGCUGUGUGCCGCCACCUCGCCCGCCGUCAAGCUGCACGACGAAACGCUCACAUACUUAAACCAAGGCCAGUCUUAUGAGGUGCGUAUGUUGGACAACAGGAAGGCAGGGGAGUUACCAGAGCUCAACAACAAGAUGGUGAAGAGCACAGUGCGAGUGGUGUUUCACGACCGUCGGCUGCAGUACACAGAGCACCAGCAGUUGGAGGGCUGGAAGUGGAACCGUCCUGGCGACCGUCUCCUUGACAUCGAUAUCCCCAUGUCAGUGGGCAUUGUGGAGCCAAAGACUCACCCCUCCCAGCUGAAUGCUGCAGAGUUUCUGUGGGACUUGAACAAAAGAACUUCUGUGUUUGUGCAGGUGCACUGCAUCAGUACAGAGUUCACUCCCAGAAAGCACGGUGGAGAGAAGGGCGUCCCCUUCAGGAUCCAGAUCGACACGUUCACCCAGGGAGACAACGGAGAGUAUACAGAGCACCUCCAUUCUGCCUCCUGCCAAAUCAAAGUCUUCAAGCCAAAGGGGGCAGACCGCAAGCAAAAGACAGACAGGGAGAAGAUGGAGAAACGCACAGCUCAAGAGAAGGAAAAGUACCAGCCUUCUUACGAUACCACUAUCCUAUCAGAGACGAGGCUUGAGCCCAUCAUAGAGGAUGCGGGUGACCAUGAGCUGAAAAAGUCCAGCAAGCGGACACUUCCCGCUGAUUGUGGCGACUCCUUGGCCAAAAGAGGCAGUUGUUCUCCUUGGCCAGACAACGCCUACACCAGCACCAACCAGGCAGCUACUCUCUCCUUCGCCUCCACGCCGCUGUCCACCUACACGACCUCCUCAGUACUGGACAGUGACUCGUCCUCUCCCAAUCACCAGGCAGACUCUGGCAGCCAUGGUAACUCAGAGCAGUUGAGCCCCACUGCCUCCAUACAGGACACACAGAAGUGGCUGCUGAAAAAUCGCUUCAGCUCCUACACACGUCUCUUCUCUAACUUCUCAGGUUCUGAUUUGUUAAAGCUAACCCGGGACGACCUAGUCCAGAUUUGUGGGCCAGCAGAUGGGAUCAGGCUCUUCAAUGCACUCAAAUCCAGGUCAGUGCGUCCCAGGUUGACAGUGUAUGUCUGUAAGGAGUCCCCUCAGGAGAGCCCCCUGCUGGACAGACACAGCACUAAUGAAAAUGGAGAACAUUGUCUCUCCUCUGGUUUACACGUGUACCAUGCUUUGUAUCUAGAGGAGCUCACAGCUGCAGAACUCAUCCGCAAGAUGGCGUGUGUGUGCAGCAUUCCAUUGGGAACGAUCAACCAGGUGUACCGACAGGGUCCUACAGGCAUACACAUCCUGCUAAGUGACCAGAUGGUUUACAACUUGCCUGAUGAGAGCUGUUUUUUAAUCAGCACUGUCAAAGAUGAGUCAGGCGAAGGACUCCAUCUAAUCUUGAAGUAGUGAGGAGGACAGAUGGCAUCACUAAUUCUCCACCCUCUGUUUUGGAGCAGAAGCCUCCCUCUGUCCAUCCCCCUGCCUGCCUCUACUCUUUCCCUCUGCUUUCCUCCCUGUCUCUCUAAACGAUAGCUCGACGGGAAGCAGACAGACUGUGCUAAAGCCAUGUAAAUGUUAGAAUCUGACAUGGGUGUGUCCACUGUUUCAUAUUGAAAACAUUAUUAACGAAGGAGAUUAGUUAAAAGAAGAGAGACCGGGGGGAUAUGGGAUAAGGGGGAAAGUUAACAAUGUUCUAUGUAUUUUUAUUUUUUUAAUUUUUUUGUCUUUUGUAUGGUUUCUGUGUGGAGAUGGGAGGGUGGCGGCUCCAGGAGAGAGGGGCUGGCAGGAGAAGGAAAGCGUUUCCUUAUUGCUCGUUGCCCUUCCUUCACAACGCACACAACCAGCACUAGGCCAGUAUUUGGUAACCUGUACUGCUGAACAGCAUGCAAUCUCAUACUAACUUGCUUAAAGGAGAAUCCCACCGUACCCCGCUUGUUUAACAUUCUCAAUGGGUUUGUCUUAAUAAACCAUUAAUUAACCGCGUAUUGAUCAGCUGAGCUUGGUAACCCCCGGAAAGAAACGGGAUAAAUUUGUGGAAGUGGCGUCGUUUGUAGAUUUUUGAAGCCACUUUUUUUUUCUUUUUUUCUUUUUUUUUUUUCUUCUUUUCUUGGACUUGUCAGACUGAUUUUUCAUUAACUCUCGUCUCAUGGAGUCAUCCUCCAGUGAUUUACAGCCAUAUUUCUGUGUUGUCAUGACGUCAUGCUCUGCUUUCCUGAUGUACGCCCUGUUUAUUCUAAGCUUUUACCUGUUUUACAUCAUGCUUUAUUUAUGAAUCAGCUGUUUCUCUCAUUGAAUUGACUUGUUUCUGGUGCCAUAUCGGCUCUUUUUUCUUUCUUUUUUUUGUUAGCUCAAUCUUUUACUCACAUUUACACACACACACAGAGCACCUACACUUCAUCUUUGACUCCUUUGCUUUGUGUACUGACUUUAAAACACCCGUUUAGAGCAGUGUGGUUCAGAGAUUUUGGCCAUAUAUGUGCAAGGAAGGAAAAGAAAAAAGGAUGAAACCUCUGCCUAUCCAAAAACCACCUAUCAUGUGGACCAAACAGGUUUUUAGAUUCAUAGGCAUUUUUUUUUUUCCUUUGAGGAAAAGCCUCUCUGACUCUGGACAUCUUAGAUGCAUUAAGAGAUGAUUAAAGUCGAAUUUAGUAGCGUUGCUUGUGCACUAAAGUAAUAAACCUGCUAUUGCAGGAUCUGCUUUGCAAGAAAACCCCCAUCUGGCUGGCAGAAAUGCAUUACCUGGUUUCAAUAGUCUUAUUUCUGGAGACCAGAAACUCUUCACAGCACCACAUCCACCUUGUAUUUUUAUGUAGCUGAACACAGGGAGUCGUGUCUUUCGAGUGCCCUUAUCUUUGAAAAAGUAACGGGAAGCCUCACUACUCCUGGGAGUUAGUUCAGUCGACUUAUUCAUUUUGGUACACAGUGUUUUGGCAUUUUUGAAGUGCAUACACUUGAGAUUUUCAGUGUCUGAAUGUGUGUGUGCCUGUGUGUGUAUGUGUGCACGCGUAUCAUUUUCUUUUCUUGCAAAGAAAUCUUCAUUAUGUCAGUUAAAGAAAAAAAAAACUUUUUUCCUGUUGGUAUAAUGAAAUCGUGUUUUAGCUUGCUAUGUAGUAAAGAGCAUGUGGAAGAUGGGGAAAGGUAGGAAAUGGUAAAUUUUUUUUCGUCAGUGACUGUAACCCCCUCUGUCUUUUUUCCAGAAGUUAGAGACCAAGCCUGCACUGAAGAAAUUCACAAAAUUCAAGCUUGAUGUGUAGUCAGUAGUCCUACUGCGCCCCCCCCCCCCCGACCCUCUUCUUAUCCGAGAAGGAGAACAAAACAAUAAAACAGAAUGUCGAGAAUAAAACGUUUUUGUCUCACCACAAGCCAGAGCCAGGACUGUAGCUCUUGUGGUGUAUACAAGGACACGAGUACCACAGCACAGUAAGCUGUGGUCAUCAGCUCAGACAUUAGUGAGAAUAGAGCGAAUCCGGCAAACUCUGAUUAGCAGUUUUGGUCCGCUGAAGGCCUGACCGUGUGACUGUCUGUGUGACUGUGUGUAAGAGAGUGCGAGCUCAAGAGGUGACCACUGAUGAUGUACAGCCUAAUGUCUGAUGAUGAUGAUGAUGCACAUGUACACAGUAUCAUAUGCUGGAGAUGUACACAACCACAUGUGCUGGGAAUAAAUGAUUUCAUAACUUU
Archocentrus centrarchus (flier cichlid) is the source of this 4723-nucleotide messenger RNA. It is a transcript of the gene ubp1, whose product is annotated as upstream binding protein 1. Gene Ontology annotation, biological process: regulation of transcription by RNA polymerase II. Gene Ontology annotation, cellular component: nucleus. The record is from RefSeq and is a predicted model, not a curated record. Gene Ontology annotation, molecular function: RNA polymerase II cis-regulatory region sequence-specific DNA binding; DNA-binding transcription activator activity, RNA polymerase II-specific. NCBI's taxonomy places the organism in Eukaryota, Metazoa, Chordata, Actinopteri, Cichliformes, Cichlidae. The transcript has 16 exons. Bases 824 to 2452 code for a protein of 542 amino acids.